Neocloeon triangulifer is the source of this 1405-nucleotide messenger RNA. Its product is annotated as PRA1 family protein 3. The record is from RefSeq and is a predicted model, not a curated record. The coding region runs from base 182 to 697 and encodes 171 amino acids. Gene Ontology annotation, cellular component: membrane. The transcript is spliced from 3 exons. NCBI's taxonomy places the organism in Eukaryota, Metazoa, Arthropoda, Insecta, Ephemeroptera, Baetidae.
GACCACGCCUACUUCGUGUGCUUAACAUUCUUCGCUACAUAAUUUGCCAGGGGAUUAUAGUGUGGACGUUUAUUUUCGUCGAUUACCGCAUCCUCUCUGCAUUAAUUAGCUCAGACACUCUCACAGCUCGUCUUCAUAGUGUUAAAAUUUGACUGAUCUGACGACAAAAUCCAGCAUCGAAAUGAACAAAAAAUCUGCAAGCGAUGCCAACCAAUUUAACAUUUUACCAUUGCGGUCGCUGGACGACUUCAUUCUUGGCUCUGCCCGGUUUCAGGUGCCAGACUUCAAAGAUCUGGACAAGUGGGCACGCCGCAUGCAGAGCAAUCUUCUCUACUACCAAACCAACUACUUUGCCGUCUUCAGCGUCAUCUUCCUUCUGCUCUGCUACAUUGACCCUUUGAGGGUGCUGAUGGGCUCCACCCUCAUCGUGGUCACUUUGCUUAGUGCAGCUCGUCUGGCCACGGAGGCGUCGGCACCAGGCGUCGGCAUUACCGUCUUUUUGGCGGGCCUCUGCCUUUAUUAUUAUUCAUCGCUGGCGUACGCUCUCCUCUCUCUGCUUGUUCCCUUGCAAGUAAUUUUUGUUCACGCCUCUCUCCGAUUGCGGAAUAUUAAAAACAAGUUGACGAACGUUGUGCUGCCUCUCGAUAACACACCAAUGGCCUUUAUUAUUCAGCGUUUCGGCUUGCAAGUGGAAUAAGCUACUGCAUCUAGACUUAAUUUAUUCUUCCCGUUGAUACUCCUAAUUGAAGCAACUUAAACCAGAAAGAAGUGGAAGGCCCGUUGUUGUCUCUCUAAAAAAAAAUAGCAAAAGCGUGCGUUUUUUCUGCUAAUUUUGGAUAAUUUUAUCAUUUUGUGGCUUAAGAGUCAACUCCAACAAGUGGUAUAUUUGCCAAAUACUUAAAGUGCAUUGUAAGAAAAGCAUAUAUUCAAAUUACCUUCCACUUUUUAUGUACAUUUCCUGCUACUUUGAAGUGAUUUUUUUUAAUAAAAUAAAAUAAUAUUAACUUUUGCAUUGUCCAUUAUGUUUCAUGAAGUUAAUUCGGAAUUAUUUUAAUGUUUUGUUUUAAUUUUUGAAUCAAUAACUUUAGCUAAAGUUCCAUGUAAUUAGACCUGAAAAAUAUGUGAUUUUUUAUACAGAUUGUUUAUCCUAACACAUAUUUACUAACUUCUUUAAUUUAAAUCAGUAUUCAAGGCGACCUAUGACUUAAAUUACAAAUACUCAUUGCAAUAAAACUUCAAAAAAUAAUGCAACUAUGCUAAAUAAUAAUCUGAUUCUAUUUUUUUAAAUUGCUGCGCUUUUAGUUUCAGAAAUUUGUUUAUUGGGUUCAAAAACUUUUUACUGUAAUCAAAGGUAAAUCAAAUUUGCAAUAAAUUGAGUUAGAACCUUGAACGGAAAUUGUGUAAA